AUGGCAGCAUACAAGCCCCAGCACAAGCGCAAGGGCCGCAAGAAGGCCCGUCGCCACCACCGUGGUGGCCGGAAGGGUAGACAAGGAGCCCGCCGCGUCGCCCCACCCACCACCCCCCUUUACUUCAGCGGAGGCUGCCCCGCCACCCCUCCCGCUCCUCCUUGUCUGCCUUGGUGUGGAGCCUGGCCUGCUUUCGAGAUUAGGGCAGGAGGAACUCACCCAGGGCCGCUGUGA
Messenger RNA from Penicillium samsonianum, 234 nucleotides. RefSeq lists its product as uncharacterized. The transcript has 4 exons. Bases 1 to 234 code for a protein of 77 amino acids. Lineage: Eukaryota; Fungi; Ascomycota; Eurotiomycetes; Eurotiales; Aspergillaceae. The record is from RefSeq and is a predicted model, not a curated record.